CCGAUAUGGGCAGCAAGUUCCGUGUAGUACCGUCUGGCCUAUCAGACAGAUUUGACUACCCGGAAUAGCAGAAUGGAGUGGUUGUUCAAAGUGACACUAGGGCUGAUUGUGAUUGCUGGCUUAGCAGGAGACACGCAGGCUCAAAGUACGGAUUUCGAGAUUCGCUGCGGUCGGUUUUCGUUUGCGUUCUUCGGCGACCCGAGCGAUUGCGGUCGGUUCGUGUUCUGCGAUGAAGGAAUGCCGGUUGAGCACGAGUGCGAGCCGGACGAGAUCUGGUCCCAGCGAGACGCUAGUUGUGUGCUGGGAGAUCGGGAAACCUGCGAACUUUGGGAUGCACGGGAUGCUUGCGUUGGGCUGGGCGAUGGACCCAUUGGUUUUCCGAGAAAUUGCGAAAGGUACAUAAACUGUAUUGAAGAGCAGGCCGAGGUUGUGGAUUGUGCGCCGGGAUGGAUUUAUGUGGAAAAUGGAACCGAUUGUGUGAUCGGCAGUUCGACGCUGUGCAAAUCGUUGGAACAUCUUUGUACAGAUAAUGCAACACAAAAUCUUUCCGUUCAUCCUGAUUUUUGCGAUGCCUUUAUUAGUUGUGACGCAAAUGAGAUUAUGUUGGACUUUUGUCCCGCAAAUGAAAUUUUCCGUUCGGAUAUCCAAUUUUGCGCUCCAGGUGAUCCGGAAAGAUGUACUCUAACUAGAUUGGAUGCUCUUUGUGUAGACAGACCCAGUGGAAUUGUUGCACAUCCUCAAGGUUGCACUAAAUUUGUGGAGUGUUACGAGGACAGCCCAACCGAAGUGCAGUGCCUGCGAGGUGAAGUAUUCAACCCACGAAAUUCGGAGUGUGUAGUCGGUAAUGAUGAGACUUGCGAGGUGUUGGGUGAAGUGUGCAUCAACCAACCAAAUGAAUGGGUAAUUGAAACACCAAACCACUGCGACCUGUAUAUUAGAUGCUCCGACAAUAGCUCUUCGCUGCGUUCAUGCUCACCGGGUACAAUUCUUCGCCCAGAUAUGCAAUUUUGUGUUCCAGGCCACAACGAAACUUGUGAGUUUACUCCUCUUGAAGAAAUGUGCAAUAAUUCGCCGUUUGGAUCGGUCUUUCCUCAUCCGGACAACUGUGCGAAGUAUGUGAGAUGUGCAGUCAAUGUGGUCUCAGAAAUUCCUUGUCCACUAUACCACAUCGUUAGACCGGGUACUAUCGAAUGUGUUCCCGGGGACCCUGCUACCUGUCAGCUUUUAGAAGAUUUGUGCAUCGACAGAAACGACGAGAAAAUUCCUCAUCCGAUUGAUUGCGACUCCUACAUCCAAUGUCACGAGCAUCAAUCUGCCAUUUUGGUGUGUCCCCCAGGAGAAAUAUUCGACGUGACUGAGCAAAAUUGUAUACCAGGGAAUACCGUAACAUGUGAGGCGUUGUAUUGCCUUAACCAGGAGGAUGGAGUUUCACCUCAUCCCAAUGAAUGCAACGUGUUUGUUCAAUGCGAUAGCGAAAACAUUUCUCUACACGAGUGUCUUGCUGGAUAUAUCUUCCAUCCAGCUUUGCUAGUUUGCACACCAGGAAACAUGUCGAGUUGCGUUUUAGAUCCAGUCGAAGAAAUGUGCGUGGGAAGAUUCGAUGGAUCACGCUAUCCUUAUCCGGAUUUAGAUGAAUGCACCCGGUACGUCGUCUGUACCAACGGUCAAUCCAACGUACGAUCCUGUCCGGCGAACAAUGUACUGCUACCGCGGUACUUAGAGUGCGUACCAGGCGACGUCGAUACUUGCGAACAUUUUGAAAAUCUUUGCUCUGCGGAUCUCGAAGCAGUCUUUCAUCAUCCCAGCAGAUGUGAUAUAAAAAUCGUGUGCUACACUGGAAGGCCUGCUCUAGAAUUUUGUUCCGAUGGACAAAUUGUUGACCGGGAAUCAUUCCAGUGCGUUCCCGGUGAUGUCGACGUAUGUUUACCACUGGAUAAUCUUUGUGAUGGCCGACCGGAUGGUGAUUACAAGAACCCAGUUGACUGCACUCAAUUUGUUCGCUGCAAGUCUGGAGUUGCGACGGAAGUGAACUGUCCUGAUGGCGAGAUUUUUGUCGUUGAAGAGAAGAUUUGUUAUCCUGGUGAUGUUAGCAGCUGCGUAUUACUUCCGUGAGAAACCAUUUCAAUGGUCAACGAUAAGCUCAUCCUAUCGAUUGUAUAAAUAAAUAAAUAAAUAAACAAA
This is a messenger RNA of Topomyia yanbarensis, 2181 nucleotides long. RefSeq lists its product as uncharacterized. Gene Ontology annotation, molecular function: chitin binding. The transcript has a single exon. NCBI's taxonomy places the organism in Eukaryota, Metazoa, Arthropoda, Insecta, Diptera, Culicidae. The coding region runs from base 73 to 2112 and encodes 679 amino acids. Gene Ontology annotation, cellular component: extracellular region. The record is from RefSeq and is a predicted model, not a curated record.